UCUCUGAAAGGGUUCAGUUCAAGUAUCAGCACAGCAGCCUGGAAGACUUGGGAUAAGGCAGAGUAUGGAAGGCUUAGAUGAACUGUCCUGGCUGCGGCAGGACCACAUUGCCCCACACAUAAAUUAGCUGGGACGUAACUACCCUAGAUUGUCCCAUUUGAGGUUAGAUCAACCCCAGACAUGAACUAAGACUCCUCAGAGCUCUUGGAUUAGUCACAGCAUUGAAGAGAAGAUUUCAGGAGGGAGCUACACCUGGCAGGGAGUCUGGAGUUUCUGGUUUGGAAGCUCAGGGAGGCGGGAGGCAGGGGAGGGGCCUCCAGUUAGUGGGAGGGCUGGUGACUGGAGCUGAGCCCCAGUCAGCUGUGUGGCCCAGGCCUGUGGAAGCCCAGACCGUCCAGGACAAAGGAUAUCAACAGUCUCCUGAAUUCACGCAAGGGGACACUCCACUUGGGUCACCUGCUGCUCACUGCAUUUGUCAUUCUGAGGUCUCUGCUGAUCCUACACCCCAAAGAUGGAGGUACUGCUGGGAGUAAAAAUUGGCUGCCUGCUUGCCCUUCUGGUUCUCACCCUGGGCUGUGGCCUUACUCCCAUCUGCUUCAAAUGGUUCCAGAUGGAUGCAGCUACAGGUCGUCACUACAGAGUUCUCAGCCUCCUGGGCUGCGUCUCUGCCGGGAUCUUUCUGGGAGCCGGUUUGAUGCAUAUGACUGCUGAAGCCCUGGAGGGCAUUGAAUCAGAAAUUGAGAAAUUCAUGGUGCAGAAUAGUACAGGAAGUGAGGGAAAUUCUUCUCAUGAUGCCGCUUCCAGUUCCGUGGAGUAUCCCUAUGGAGAGCUCGUCAUCUCCCUGGGCUUUUUCUUCGUCUUCCUUUUGGAGUCGCUGGCACUGCAGUACUGCCAUGGGGAUGCUGGAAGAUCCACCGUGCAGGAAGAGGAAUGGGGAGGGACCCAUGCCUUUGGAUUCCACAAGCACCUGCCUGUGCCUUCACCCUCACUGGGUCCCCUGCGCGCCCUCAUCCUCCUGCUCUCUCUGUCCUUUCACUCCGUGUUUGAAGGUCUAGCUGUGGGUCUGCAGACAUCAGUGGCCGCUACUAUACAGCUCUGUGUUGCUGUUCUGGCUCAUAAGGGGCUCGUGGUGUUCAGUGUAGGCCUCCGGCUGCUGAAGAUUGGCACCGGGACACGGUGGGCCGUGUUCUGCAUACUGUCUUUUGCACUCAUGUCUCCUGUGGGCCUAGCCCUAGGGAUGACUGUGACUGGAGGGGCCUCAGGACCAGCGCAGGGAUUAGCCCAGGCUGUACUAGAGGGAGUAGCAGCUGGCACAUUCCUGUAUGUCACCUUCCUAGAAAUUUUGCCCCGGGAGCUGGCCUGUCCUGAGGCCCCUCUGGCCAAGUAUGGCUGUGUGGCGGCUGGUUUUGCCUUCAUGGCUCUUAUUGCACUGUGGGCCUGAGAGAUUCCUCACUGCUCUGAUGGACCUAUCUAGGAUGGCUUCUCCUGAGGACACCCCUAAAUGACUUUGGUCCUCAGACACUUUUUCAGUGAGACUAAGCAUUUACUAGGCACGGACUCUCCCAGAUUUUCUCUGUGUGAGACCCUGUUCUUGCUCAAGACUUAGAAAGGAUGUUUUGUCUGAGUGCCUAUUUAACUGGAACAUUGGUGUCAAGACCAUCACUCCGGGGUUGCUAUGAUGUGUAAUAAAAUGCCCAUUUUUCCCUCUCCCUUCAA
Messenger RNA from Peromyscus leucopus (white-footed mouse), 1716 nucleotides. Its product is annotated as zinc transporter ZIP2-like. NCBI's taxonomy places the organism in Eukaryota, Metazoa, Chordata, Mammalia, Rodentia, Cricetidae. The transcript has 4 exons. Gene Ontology annotation, biological process: zinc ion transmembrane transport. Bases 512 to 1441 code for a protein of 309 amino acids. The record is from RefSeq and is a predicted model, not a curated record. Gene Ontology annotation, cellular component: plasma membrane. Gene Ontology annotation, molecular function: zinc ion transmembrane transporter activity.